GGAGACAAGGCGGCCGCUGCGGGGAGAUGCCGCGCGAGGAAGUGGAUCGGGCGGGUACGCCGGGUGUGCGCACCUGCGCGCCGGGCAGCGGGGACCAGUGUGCUAGCCCAGGGAUGUUCUUCUCAUGGCAAUGACGGAGUGCAAGCAGACACAUGCACAGCCUCUAGAGGACUACAUUUGGCACCAGCUUACUGUCACUUUUGCCUCAUUCUGUUGACCACACGAACACAGAAGAGUUUCUCUGCCAUGCAUACCCAGCAGUGGAAUUGCUGAAUCAUGAGAUCUUCUGAACAUGUCCCCAUUCCGUGAGCCCACAGUGAUCUGUUUGUUUUGCCUGGUCCCAGCUCAUGCAUUCUUCAAGUCUUGGUAACCAGGAUGUUUUGUCUGUUCAGGCUCUAAACGAUCAGUGGGACAGGAACCGAAGUUAAGUAGCUCAGGAUGCAUCAAGAUGAACUUGGGAAAACCGCGAGCCGCUGUGCUGACUGGACUGCUUCUCUGAAUCAGCUGGAACUUCUUUUUGUGUCUAGUUUUAAAAGCUCCUCGGAAGCAAUCCUAAAUCCAGAAUCGUUUCAAUUAUUAUGAGGGGAAUUCUGAAGUUCUCAUUAAACACACGAAUGACUCAAGCUUUGAAAAGAGCCAGAUGCCACAGGCAAGAAUCCCAGGGCAUUGCCCACCUGGGUGUGAUCCCCUGAUAACUGUCUAACGAACUCAGCAUGUGUCCCCCGGGGCAUGACCAUCUGCUGGGCAAAGCUCCAGGACCCUGAGACAUCCUGGAAUUCCUGUGGUUUAGGAAAGACCUUUAACUACCAGUGGUAGUUGUCUCAUCGUUCUUCAAAUAAUCUGGUCUUGUUUAUUAUUAUCAUUACUAUUUAAUUUUAUUUUAUUACAGCUGUACUUGGAGAAUAGUCCGGUCUUGAGGCCUUUUCACUGUGGUCUGUUCUAGUGUAUGGCUCCCACCAGUGUGAAGCAGAAGGAUGACUUUGCUCUGUUGUCAGGACAACCUUGAAGGAAGGAGCCAAAUGUGUGGAGGUCUGUGGGAAGAGAGAGCCACCUAGCAUGUCCCCACUGAACCAGUCAACAGAAGGCCUUCCCCAGGAGGCCUCCAACAGAUCCCUGAAUGCCACAGAAACCCCAGAGGCUUGGGAUCCCAGGACCCUCCAGGCACUCAAGAUCUCCCUUGCCAUGGUCCUUUCCAUCAUCACACUGGCCACAGUCUUCUCCAACGCCUUUGUACUCACCACCAUCUUACUCACCAGGAAGCUCCACACCCCUGCCAACUACCUGAUUGGCUCCCUGGCCACCACCGACCUCUUGGUUUCCAUCUUGGUCAUGCCCAUUAGCAUCGCCUAUACCAUCACCCACACCUGGAACUUUGGCCAAAUCUUGUGUGACAUCUGGCUGUCUUCUGACAUCACGUGCUGCACGGCCUCCAUCCUGCAUCUCUGUGUCAUUGCUCUGGACAGGUACUGGGCGAUCACGGAUGCCCUGGAGUACAGUAAACGCAGGACAGCUGGCCAUGCGGCCACCAUGAUUGCCAUCGUCUGGGCCAUCUCCAUCUGCAUCUCCAUUCCCCCUCUCUUCUGGCGACAGGCCAAGGCCCAGGAGGAGAUGUUGGAGUGCCUGGUGAACACCUCUCAGAUCUCCUACACCAUCUACUCCACGUGUGGGGCCUUCUACAUUCCCUCGGUGUUGCUCAUCAUCCUAUAUGGCCGGAUCUACCGGGCGGCCCGGAAUCGCAUCCUGAAUCCACCCUCACUCUAUGGGAAGCGCUUCACCACAGCCCACCUCAUCACAGGCUCUGCAGGGUCCUCCCUCUGUUCGCUCAACCCCAGCCUCCAUGAGGGGCACUCGCACUCGGCUGGCUCCCCUCUCUUUUUCAGCCACGUGAAAAUCAAGCUUGCUGACAGUGCCCUGGAACGCAAGAGGAUUUCCGCUGCUCGGGAAAGGAAAGCCACUAAAACCCUGGGCAUCAUUCUGGGGGCUUUUAUCAUCUGCUGGUUGCCCUUCUUCGUGGUGUCUCUGGUCCUCCCCAUCUGCCGGGACUCCUGCUGGAUCCACCCGGCCCUCUUUGACUUCUUCACCUGGCUAGGCUAUUUAAACUCCCUCAUCAAUCCAAUAAUCUACACUGUGUUUAAUGAAGAGUUUCGGCAAGCCUUUCAGAAAAUUGUCCCUUUCCGGAAGGCCUCCUAGUCUUAUUCAGUGAUGACUCUUCUUAUCUUUUGUGUCCUGUAACCUAAUCAGGAUUUUUUUUUAAUUAUUAUUUUCUGAGACCUGGAUUAAUUAAUGAUAUCUUGAGUCUUGGUUCAAUUAACAGAAUUGUUCUUUUU
Macaca mulatta (Rhesus monkey) is the source of this 2327-nucleotide messenger RNA. RefSeq names its product 5-hydroxytryptamine receptor 1D (gene HTR1D). Gene Ontology annotation, biological process: regulation of behavior; vasoconstriction; smooth muscle contraction. Lineage: Eukaryota; Metazoa; Chordata; Mammalia; Primates; Cercopithecidae. The record is from RefSeq and is a predicted model, not a curated record. Gene Ontology annotation, molecular function: G protein-coupled serotonin receptor activity. Gene Ontology annotation, cellular component: plasma membrane.